Molecule: messenger RNA, 849 nt
Organism: Camelina sativa (false flax)
Lineage: Eukaryota; Viridiplantae; Streptophyta; Magnoliopsida; Brassicales; Brassicaceae
Source: RefSeq, a predicted model, not a curated record
AUGAGAACUUCAUUUGGGAAAAGAUUCUCCAAGAUGCUCUUCGUGGACCGACAAAUCCUUUUGCUUGCUUUGAUUUGCUCUGGUGCUCUCAUGUGCAUAAUCGUUUAUGACUUGAAUCGUUUCAUAAGUCCAUUGCUCUUUGGUGUUUAUGGAAAACUCGACAGCAAAGUUAGAAUGGAAUGGAACAAUAGGGGUUUCUCAACCUUUCAUGCUAUUUUGACUUAUGUGGCUUCAAUCUAUCUCUUGGUGAUAUCAUAUCAGUUUGAUGAGAAUGUUCAUGGUGAUGCAGUCAUCAAUAGUACAUCAAAGUUAUCAGAGUCUGUAAUGGGGAUUAUGUCCUUAGGCUAUUUUCUAUCAGACUUGGCAAUGAUGUUUUUGCAUUUCCCUGCUCUUGGUGGUAUUGAAUACGUUUUUCAUCACUUCUUAUCGAUGCUUGCGAUCAUUCUUUCUGUCACAAGUGGGCAAAAUCAGUUCUACAUCUUCAUAGUUCUCUUAUCAGAGGCCACAACUCCGUUUGCUCUCACGAUUAAUCUACGGACUCACCACAAAUCAUCUUUCAGAAGCAAAGCAGUGCACUUUGUCACCGAUCUCAACGCUGGUCUUCUUCUUAAUCCCAUCUCUGAUAAACCCCCCUCCUCUGCUUCUCCUCCUCUUCCGGGUGAGGAAGAUGAGUCUAAUAAGAGAAAUCAACUAGAGUCUAUCACUGAGGAGCAGCAGCAGCCUAAGAAGGAUUUGGUAGACUAGCCAGAUACUUCUCAUUUCUGUGCAUUCCUUGGUUCACUAUUGUCUUCAGAUCCCAAAGACAAAAAGAACGAUCAGGAUCAAGACGAAGAAUCAGAAGAAGAAGAA